CUGGCUUUACGCAGGAGGUCGUUUACCAGACUGUUUUCCUGGAAAUGGUCAAGUUAGAAAUAAUCACGUGGGUGGAAAUACCUCAACUUUCAGCUCAGGCUGCUCCUCCCCGCAGCAGUGGAGGAGCAGAGGAGGAGGGAGUAUUUCAGCCAGUCUGGAGGAAACGACCAGCGACAGGAGACUCCAGAGCCACCGCUUCACCUCCAUCAUGUGCGUCUGCCCUCUGGUUUCCAUCUGCGCCUUUCUGGUGUUGACUUCUGCUCAGGCCAGUAGCAGCCAGUUGUGUGACCCACAGACACAGUACCCUAGGGAUGGUCAGUGCUGCAGCAUGUGUCCUCCAGGAACACGAAUGCAGUCGUCCUCCAGCUGUUUGGAUGCAGUGUGUGACCCGUGUGGGACAAAUGAAUAUCAGGAUAAAUACACCACAGACAGCAAGUGCAAGCGGCAGCCAUACUGUGACCCAAACACAAACUUUGAGUCUCCUGUUGAGCAGAGCAUGACGGUGAAAACCAUCUGUAUGUGUAAAGAUGGAUUCCACUGCUCCGGUAAAGAGUGCAUCACCUGCACCAAGCACAGCACCUGUCAGCCAGGAUAUGAAGUAGUGUCUGAAGGCAGUCAGACCAGCGACACCAUUUGCCGUCCGUGUCCUAGCGGGACGUUUUUCAGCCCGACCAGCAGGAAGUGUGAGAAAUGGACAGAAUGCGAGCCAGGGUUCUACGCUGCAGAAGGCGGAACCGGCGAAUCUGAUACCAAAUGCGUGUCACGCCAUCGGACUCACAUCAUAGUGGGUGUUAUUAUUGGUGUAGCUGUUGCACUGAUGAUGACGGUUGGAGUCUGCUGGUACUGCUGUGGUAAUUCAAGAAGAAUAGAACACGAAAACCUGAAUAGACAUUCCGUAGAAGUCGCUCUGCACACACAUGAGUGUGAGGACGAGCGUAUAAUAAGCAACCCCGUGGAAGACGAAGACACAGAGCUGGACGUUGGAAAAACUGAUAACGGAAACUAUUUUGCUCAGGAGAGUGGGAAACCGCCGAGGCUUUCUCAUCAGGAAUCCCAGACAUACUGUAUUAAUAUGAAUAAUUCAUAACUGAAUGUGGUACACCGUGUCAUAGCUCCUUUAUACGUACAACUGUAAUGAUAAUUAAGUAUUUAUUUGUCUCGGUUGUAACCCUAAUGUGCAUGUAAAUAAUUACUGUAACAUGAAUUAAAGUGAAAUGAAUGUUUGUUUUAUUAGUUGUAAAGAAAGAUUUAUUGCUUUUUAUGUUUUUGUUUUAAUGUAGUACUUUAAACACAAGCUAGACUGAUUUUAAGACAUUUUUAAUGGAUUUCUUGUUUUUAUGUUUGUUUAAAAAUGAAAUAUAGUCUUUUGAGCCAAACCGGAGUGUUGGUUUGAAAUGAUCUGAUAACCCGCGGGCAUCACGUUGGACAUUUCCCAAUUUAAAAGAUUGCAGGAAAGUGGCUGCUUGAAAGCGAAGGAUAAAGACGGUGAUGUUCAAAUGUG
Messenger RNA from Nothobranchius furzeri (turquoise killifish), 1501 nucleotides. It is a transcript of the gene cd40, whose product is annotated as CD40 molecule, TNF receptor superfamily member 5. NCBI's taxonomy places the organism in Eukaryota, Metazoa, Chordata, Actinopteri, Cyprinodontiformes, Nothobranchiidae. Gene Ontology annotation, biological process: defense response to virus; response to type II interferon; immune response-regulating cell surface receptor signaling pathway. Gene Ontology annotation, cellular component: external side of plasma membrane; CD40 receptor complex. The record is from RefSeq and is a predicted model, not a curated record. Gene Ontology annotation, molecular function: CD154 receptor binding; antigen binding.